UCCAAUUCGGAACAUCUUUCGGGUGGCCGGUCAGGCAGCCAAAGGAAAAAGGGAACGACGGCACAAAACAGCUGGUCACCGACGGAACUACAGGAAAAGAAGAAUGUUGCGUAUUGUUAGCACCGCGAUUCGAGGAAUCGUUGCUCGUACCAAUACUAUAGGUGUGGCAAACUUGUUAACCUCUAAGCAGUAUCCUCUUAUUCAAUGUGCGCAGCAAAAGUACUUUGGAGCGCUUUCUUCUGUGGUCAAUGGUUGGAAUAAUGUUGGUAGCACAGAAUUGAAGCCGAACAUUACUCCCUCUAUUUUACCAGUUACGAUACCAGCAAGAUCAAUCACAAAAUUUUCUCGAUUAAAAGGCAAAAGGAAGUCUGCGAGAACCGUACUUAAACGUUUUUACAGAUUAAAUUGGGGUAUAUGGAUCAGAACACGUGCUGGACGUCAUUCUCACCUAUGGACGAAAAGUCAAAACAGAAAGCAUAGAUUAAAGCAACACGUUUUCUGCAAUGCAACGCAGUCUACUUUAUUAGACAAAAUGGUGACAAGCUAUUGGAAAAGACCACAUUAUUACGUCGAUGAUCCCUAUAAUCCAUAUCAUUCACGCGAAGAAUUCCCCUUAACAAGAAGGAAGCCCCUGCCUUAAAUAACUUAGACAUAUUGAAGCAAACAAAAAAUGUAUAUGCUACCGAACACAAACAGAAUUCAGUGUUUAUUACAAUCUUGAUAAUGGAAACAAUAAGAUGGUAUUAAUUUUGGUUAGGUAUUUUAAUAGAAAAUGUAGUCGAUCAUAUUAGCGCAUUCUUUUGUGUUGUCAAAAGCAGUACAGAUAAAAAUUAAAAAAAAAUAAGAUAAAAUUGAAUAAAUCGGAAUUACGAUCGA
Hylaeus volcanicus is the source of this 876-nucleotide messenger RNA. It is a transcript of the gene mRpL35, whose product is annotated as 39S ribosomal protein L35, mitochondrial. The coding region runs from base 104 to 640 and encodes 178 amino acids. Gene Ontology annotation, biological process: translation. The record is from RefSeq and is a predicted model, not a curated record. NCBI's taxonomy places the organism in Eukaryota, Metazoa, Arthropoda, Insecta, Hymenoptera, Colletidae. Gene Ontology annotation, cellular component: ribosome; mitochondrion. The transcript is spliced from 3 exons. Gene Ontology annotation, molecular function: structural constituent of ribosome.